Molecule: messenger RNA, 2139 nt
Organism: Moesziomyces antarcticus
Lineage: Eukaryota; Fungi; Basidiomycota; Ustilaginomycetes; Ustilaginales; Ustilaginaceae
Product: ku DNA-binding complex, Ku70 subunit
Exons: 1
Coding region: 1-2139 (712 amino acids)
Biological process (GO): cellular response to X-ray; double-strand break repair via nonhomologous end joining; cellular response to gamma radiation
Cellular component (GO): Ku70:Ku80 complex; nucleus
Molecular function (GO): damaged DNA binding; telomeric repeat DNA binding; double-stranded DNA binding
Source: RefSeq, a predicted model, not a curated record
AUGCCCAAGGCAUACUUUGUCAACAAGCGCGAGGCCGCACGCGCCUUCAACUCGGACGAUGAUGACGACGACGACGAGCUCGAGCAGCUCGACCUGGACGCCACCUACCAGAAGGACAUGGUGCUCUUCUGCAUCGAUGCCGGCGAGUCGAUGCACCGCAUCGAUCCAGCCACCAACACUUCGCCGCUCUACUCGGCACUCAAGGCGGCCGCCUCGCUCAUGCAGAAGAAGCUCAUCUCCUCGCCGCACGACCACGUCGGCGUGCUCAUCUUCAAUUGCCAGGACACACUCUUCCGCUCCGCCAAGCCCGGCGAGUACUACAAGGGCAGCUACGAGCUCCAGUCCGUACGCCAGGUCAACGUGCCAGACACCUACAAUCUCAAGGCGCUCCUCAGCCGCGCUGCCACCGAUCCAAAGCAUCUGCGCACCGUGCUGCCCCCGGCGAACAAGCAGAUGCGCAUCGACUGGGCACUCGCGAACGCAGGCGUCGCCAUGGUCGCAGCCGCCAACGCAGGCAGCAAGCGCGUCUUCUGGAUCACAGACAACGACGACCCGCAUCCGAUGAGCUCUGACCCCAAAGCCACCAAGGCCAGACGCGCCUGUCUCGACAAGAUGAACGAGUUUCGCAAGAUCGGCGUGCGCAUCGAACCGUUCUUCAUCAACCCCACCGACGGCGCGGCCUCGGAUGGGGCAUCCACCAGCGACCUCUCGCGCGGCUUCGAGGUCAACCGAUUCUACGCCGACGUCUUUGCGCAGUACGACGACGAUUUCGAAGACGCAGAAGCGCGCAGCCAAUUUCGUCUUCCCGCCGGCUUUGGCAAGACCGCAGCCGAGCAGCUCAAGGGUCAGGAACCGAGGCGCAGCCUGUGGGACUCGGCGGUGCGAUUUCAGGAGCUGGAAGACGACAUUGCCACACGCGAGACGCCCAAACGCGUCGUGUUCAACAUCCGCUUCGAGCUUGCCGCGCUCGACGCACCGACAGCCGACGCACAGACGCAGAAGCAAGGCCCGGCAGAAGAGCAGCUGCCGCAAGCACGCAUGCGAGGCCGCAAGUGGCAGAUCGGUAUCAAGGGCUACAGCCUCGUCUCGAGGACUACCAAGGGCAAUCCGGUCAAGGUGAUCGUCGACGACGACUGCGGCGAGCUCAAGGAGGUGGUCACGCACCAGCACUACAUCGACGCCAACUCGGGCAAGCCGCUGUCCAAGGAGCAGGUUAUUCCCGCCUUUCAGUUCGGCAACUCGUCCAGCCUGCGUGGCCAGGUCACCUUCACGCCGCAGGAGCUCAAGAGCAUCAAGUCGUUUGGCAUGCUGCCGUGUCUCAAGCUCAUCGGCUUCCGCGACCGCGACGACCUGCUCCGCUUCGAGUGGAACGUCAAGCACGCCUACUUUAUCUAUCCCUCCGACGUCGAGUGGAAGGGGAGCAAGAAGACGUUCACUGCGCUCCUCAACUCGAUGGUGUCCAAGGGCAAGGUGGGGCUGGGGCUGUUCAUGCCACGGCAAAACGUGGUGCCUGUGUUUGUGGCGAUUGUGCCGCAGCAGGAGGAGCUUACCGAGGAGGGGCAGCAGGUAGCCCCGCCAGGCAUGCAUCUCAUCACGCUGCCGUAUGCCGACGACGUGCGCGACAUCCCCACCAACCUCCUCCACACCGAAGAUGCCAAGGACGCACAGGUGGACCGUGCCGUGGCGUUCAUCGAGCGAUACCAGAAGAAGCAGCCGUUCAAUCCGGACCACUAUCCGAAUCCGGCGCUCAACCACCACUACGCCGUGCUCAUGGCCACUGCGUUCCAGGAAGAGCCGCCUGCGGGACCGACGGAUCUGACGGUGCCUCAGUACGCCACCAUCCGCAAGCGCACCGCGCACCUCAUCCAGGAGUGGCAUGCGAGCAUCGACGAGGAUCCGCGUCUCGCCAUGGUCGCCGAAGCAUCCAGCAAGCAGGCCAAGACGAGCACGGGCGUGCGCAAGACGAGCUUCGAGGACGAUUCCGAGAUCCUCGAUCUGUGGCAGAAGGGCAAGCUCAGCGCAUACACCGUGGCCGAGCUCAAGUCCGCCUGUGAAUUCUACCGGCUCGAUGGCAAGGGCCGCAAGGCCGACCUGCUCGUGCGGCUCGAUGCGCACAUUCGCAAGCAGCGCAAGGGCUAG